This is a messenger RNA of Punica granatum (pomegranate), 1626 nucleotides long. The record is from RefSeq and is a predicted model, not a curated record. NCBI's taxonomy places the organism in Eukaryota, Viridiplantae, Streptophyta, Magnoliopsida, Myrtales, Lythraceae.
AUGCUACAGUACUGGGAUUACGAGGAAUUCGUCAUCCACUCGUUUCAAGACAGUUUGAUGGGGUCAGCUCUCGAUUGGUUCAUGUCGCUAAAGGCCGAAGACAUUCCAACAUGGGCAGACCUUUCCCGGAAAUUCAUCGACCAAUACCAGUACUGUGCGGAAACGCCUCCGGCUCUCUUGGAAUUGAGCAUGAAAGAGAUGGCGCAAGGCCAAAGGUUUGAGGAGUACGCUACCAAGUGGCGUGCCCAAGCAGCAAAGCACAUCCCCCCAAUCGGCGAAGUACAACAGAUCCAGUUGUUCCAUUCCACCCUGAGAGGAGUGUACUAUUCGCACUUGUUGGCUCACACCUCUUCAUUCUCCGAUCUCAUCGAGGCCGGGAAAAAGCUUGACUUGGGGAUUAAGCUUGGCAGGAUGGAAGGCCCCACCAGUAAAGGAGAAGAACCCUCGAAGAAGGCCUCUACAAUGACGACAUCUUCCAGCGGAAGAAGGGGAAAGGAGGUUACAGUUAAUGCUGUUAAUCCAGCACAUCCGACGCCCCAACAAUAUUCGGUAAAUUUCACGCCUGCACCCCCCGUGGUCCCCACCUACGCUCCGCAUGCGCUUCAAUAUCGACCUCAAUCACCUACCCAAUCGAUCUACUACUCUGUACCGCCGCCCCCACUCCCACCUACGGUACCAUGGCACGUUGUCCACCACUGCACCCCUACUCCACUCCAAGCCCCUCAAUACCAACCGCCGACUUCGAGAGCUUCUCAGCCAACGCAACGGGUCCCACCCCCGCAAGGUCAACAGGGCGGUGCAGCACAACCGCGACCACGCAGACAAUACCCAUCCUUGCCGGUUCUACUUUCCCACAUUUACCAACAACUCCGCGCGAGCGACAAGAUCGGGACAAUAGCGCCGAGCCCGAACUUCGACCCAACCACCCAAGAUCAAAGCAAGCAGUGCGAGUACCAUCGGGGGGCACCGGGGCAUACCCUAGAUACUUGUUGGAGGUUACGAGAGAGGAUCCAGGAGAUGAUUGAUGCAAAGGAGCUCUCGUUCAACGCUGUAAGACCCCCGAAUGUGCAAGCCAAUCCCCUGCCCAAUCACGGGCAAACCCAAGGGCCCUCUAUCAAUAUGAUCAACAUUUGCGUUCUAGGAGAGGACGAGAGUGGAUCAGACAAUCCUUCCCCUUUCAUAAUCGAGUAUGUACCGGCGGAAUCCACAGUCGGGUCCACAAGGCUUGAUACUUCACCCACCUCGUUUGUCAUAGACGUCCCUGCUAAGGACCCCUAUUUGAACAACCAGGUCCCCUGGACUUAUGAAAGAGGUAUCAACAACAUCGAGCAACAGUUCAGUGUCAUGGGCAUGACACGCUCAAGGCGAGUGUAUGAAAAUCCGGUGGUCUCGGACAAAGGAAAGGCACCCGUCGUUGAAACUGGGACAGCACCCGAAGUCGCGUCCUUUCUGCCCAAGAAGGUAACUGACGAAGAAGCCGAAGCAUUCAUGAAGAUCAUAAAGGUGAGGGAGUACAAGGUAGUCGAACAGAUGGCCAAGUCCCCGGCCCACGUCUCACUACUCGCUCUCCUCCUCAGUUCGGAAUUGCACCGGGAAGCCCUCCUACGGGUGUUAACAGCUGCGUAA